GUGUGCUGGCUGUCCCCUGAGCAGACGGCAGGGAAGCAGAAGCCCUACAUGUACACCCAGGGCCAGGCUGUGCUCAACAGGUCCUUCUUCCCCUGCUUCGACACCCCCUCAGUCAAGUUCACCUAUUCAGCCACCGUGAAGGUCCCCGAGGGCUUCACGGCUGUGAUGAGUGCCACGAGCUGGGAGAAGCAGAAGGACAACACCUUUGUGUUCAAGAUGUCCCAGCCAAUCCCCUCCUACCUGAUCGCUCUGGUUGUUGGGGACAUCGUGUCUGCUGAUGUUGGCCCAAGGAGCCGCGUCUGGGCCGAGCCCUGCCUGAUCGAGGCUGCCAAGAAGGAAUAUGAUGGGGUGAUUGAGGAGUUCCUGGUGGUUGGAGAGAAACUCUUUGGACCUUAUGUUUGGGGCAGGUAUGACAUCCUGUUCAUGCCGCCCUCCUUCCCCUUUGGUGGCAUGGAGAACCCCUGCCUGACCUUCGUCACGCCGUGCCUGCUGGCCGGGGACCGCUCCCUGGCGGACGUCAUCAUCCACGAGAUCUCCCACAGCUGGUUUGGCAACCUGGUCACCAACGCCUCGUGGGGAGAGUUCUGGCUCAACGAGGGCUUCACCAUGUACGCCCAGAGGCGCAUCUCCACCGAGGUCUACGGUCUGCCCUACACCUGCCUGGAGGCUGCCACGGGAAGGGCCCUCCUGCGCCAGCACAUGGACGCCACGGGGGAGGACCAUCCCCUCAACAAGCUGCGGGUGGUGAUCGAGCCAGGUAUCAAUCCAGAUGACACAUACAAUGAAACACCCUAUGAGAAGGGGUACUGCUUCGUUAGCUACUUGGCCCAUCUUGUGGGCAACCAGAGCAAGUUUGAUGCCUUCCUCCAGGCCUACGUGAACCGGUUCAAGUUCCAGAGCAUCACUGCAGACGACACCCUCGGGUUCUUCCUGGAGUACUUCCCAGAGCUGAAGGAGAAAGGCGUGGACUCCAUCCCAGGGUUUGAGUUUGACCGCUGGCUGAACACGCCGGGCUGGCCGCCCUACCUGCCUGACCUGUCCCCGGGGCAGCAGCUGAUGAGGCCGGCGGAGGAGCUGGCAGAGCUCUGGGCAGCCGACAGCUUGAACAUGGAGGCCAUUGAAGCCGUGGACAUCAUGGGCUGGAGGACAUACCAGCUGGUCUAUUUCCUGGAUCAGAUCCUGCAGAAGUCCCCCCUGCCUGAAGGAAACGUGAAAAGGCUGAGCAAGAUGUACCCCAAGAUCUCCAAGGCCCAGAACGCUGAGCUGCGGCUGCGCUGGUGCCAGAUUGUCCUCAAGAACAACCUGGAGGCUGAGUACAGCAAAGUCAAGGACUUCCUGCACAGCCAGGUUUGUCCCUGGGCACUGGUGGCAGUGCCCAGCAGCAUGCCAGUGGGAGAGAUGGGCACGGGGUACAAAGCCUUCAGUGCCAGAGAGACAGGGGUUGGCUCUCACUUUUGAUAGUCCCACCAGAUGGUUUGGGUUGGAAGGGACCUUAAAGUUCAUCUUAUUCCACCCCACUCCAUGGGCAGAGACACCUCCCACUAGACCAGAUUGCUCCAAGCCCCAACCAACCUGGCCUUGGACACUUCCAGAGCUGUGCCAGGGCCCCACCACCCUCACAGGGAACAAUUCCUUCCCAAUAUCCCAUCUAACCCUGCCCUCUGUCAGUGGGAAGCCAUUCUCCCUUGUCCUUUCUCUCCAAAGUCCCUUUCUAGCUCUCCUGGCACUGGAAGGGGCUCUAAGGUUUCCCUGGAGCCUUCUCCAGGUGAACACCCCCAGCUCUCCCAGCCUGGCCCCAGAGCAGAGGGGCUUCAGCCCUGGAGCAGCUCCAUGGACUCCUCUGGACCUGCUCUGUCCCUGUGUGCCUUGUGCUGGAGACACCAGAGCUGGAUGCAGUGCUCCAGUGUGGGGGUCUUAUUAUGAGAGGGCAGAAUUUCCCCCUCACCUGCUGCUGGGGAUGGGCCCAGGACACAGCUGGCUUUCCAGGCUGGGAGAGCACCUGGCCAGGUCACACCCAAUUUGUCACCCAAGUCCUUCUCUGAAGGGCUGCUCUCCAUCCCUCCAUGCCUCCUGUCCUGACCCAGUGCAGGACCCUGCACUCGGCCUUGUUGAGCUUCUCAGGGUCUGCUCCUUCUCCAAGGUUCAGGUGCCCUCCCCUCUCCAGGUGCUGCGGUGCCAAGGGCUGCCCACGGCAGCAUUCCCCACGCUGUGCCUUUGCCGUGAGCUCAGUGCCUCGCCAAGAGCAACGGCCCCGCAGCUCCACGUCAACGUGCAGAACUACGUCAAGAAGAUCCUGGGCCUGGCCGAGGCCUGAGGCAGCCCGGGCUCUGCCCCUCCGCCGGUGCUCCUGCUGGCAGGACCUCAGUGCCUCCCUCUCACGUUUCCUUAUUAAAAUGUGGGAUUUUUUCUCA
Messenger RNA from Zonotrichia albicollis (white-throated sparrow), 2411 nucleotides. NCBI's taxonomy places the organism in Eukaryota, Metazoa, Chordata, Aves, Passeriformes, Passerellidae. The record is from RefSeq and is a predicted model, not a curated record.